GUUGUUUUUCCGUCGCUUGCCUUUUGUUCCUCGGAGAUUUUGAUCUGUCUGAGAAGAUCGGAGAUCUGGAGUGUUUAGUCCUUCUGUUCGACAUUCAUUUCAACCGCGUGGAGUAUUAGCCGGAAACAGAGGCUACCGAUUCUUAUACCCUGUCACUACCGAUCCUGACUUUGUUCGAGUCUGCGAAAAUCUCUGUCACAAUGGCCGACGCUCCUGAAAGCCCCGUCCCUCAGCAACAAACCCCCCAGAAGAACUUCUACCAGAAUGGAGUCAGGACCACCGGCCGUGCUUUUCAUUCUCCCAACUGGCGCCUGAAGGGCGAGGAGAGCCCGAGUGCGCAGAGCGCCGGUUCCCCGGGCCCCAAGACCAGCACUUCGAGAAUCGCUUUCAGCAGACCCAGCGCACACGUGCCGCAGGCUAUCUCUGAGGGCCGCCGUCUCUACGUGGGUAACAUGCCCUACACGGCCAAGUCGGAGGAUGUGCAAGCACUCUUUACCGCUGCCGAGUUCCAAAUCGAGCGUAUCGAUAUCGCCAUUGACCCCUUCACGGGCCGCAACCCCUCAUACUGCUUUGUCGAUCUGGAGACGAAGGAACUGGCCGAGCGGGCCAUGGUUGAGUUGGAUGGCCGGGACAUGCUUGGCCGUCCAGUCAAGAUCAAGCCGGGUGUUGUGAAGUCUGCCAGCGAGCGGUCCCAGCAGCAGCAACAGCAGCAGCAGCAACAGCAACCGCGCGUGGAUGGCUCUCCUCGUGAUGUGAGAAGCUCGCCUUUCAGUGCUGACCGGUGGCGCCGUGGCAACGAUGAUAUUCCCUCUUCCCCCGCCAGACCCGUCAACAACGAUGCCAGCCGCCGUCUCUACGUCGGUGGUCUCCCCAAGUUGACCGAUCAGGACGCUCUCAACAUCAACAUCCGCAAUUUCUUCAAGGGAUACAAUGUUGAGAACGUCAGCAAGCAGUUCGCCCCUCACCCCGCCAAGCGGUUCGAGCCCGGUGACCACUACUACCUCUUUGUCGAUUUCGACAGCGUCGAUGAGGCUGAGAACGCCAUGGGCGCUCUGCACCGCCAGGAGGGUCCCUGGGGCUCCAUGCUGCGGGUCCAGAGAGCUCGUGGCGAAACCAACACCCAGGAGAGACGUCCCAAGUGGCCGUCUAGCCGAGAUGAUGCAGCAAUCCCUACUCUUGGCGAUGCCAAUGCUGUUGCUGAGGUUGCGGUCGGCGUAUAGUUGUGCUUCCCAGCUAUACGGCUGAUCCGGACAACCCUUCUCACGACACGAAAAAAAAAGUUCCUGCAUACCCUUUCAAAGCCAAAA
Messenger RNA from Aspergillus brunneoviolaceus CBS 621.78, 1307 nucleotides. RefSeq names its product RNA-binding protein. The record is from RefSeq and is a predicted model, not a curated record. Gene Ontology annotation, molecular function: RNA binding. Lineage: Eukaryota; Fungi; Ascomycota; Eurotiomycetes; Eurotiales; Aspergillaceae. Bases 201 to 1220 code for a protein of 339 amino acids. The transcript is spliced from 5 exons.